CCAGUCUGAUUUGAGGAGAGAGAGAGAACACUUGGCGUCGUCUUCUUCCGAGUUCUGAGAACGUCUCACCGCACCACACUCACACUCACACUGCAACAAGCCACUAACACUAAACCACAACAGCACACACCAACCAACAAAACCUGCCGCUUCUUGAACCCUUCCUUCAUUUAUUUAUUUCUUUCUUUCUCAUUCUCACUCUCUUGAAUGCAGUUACCACUAUUCACCACUUUUCUCCAUCACCACCCACUGCGACUCUUCAUCUCCCACAUCCAACACUUCUUCGAUGGCUUUCUCUUCUGCCUUUGCUGUCUCCUCUCCACUCUGCACGUGGCUCGUCGCCGCCUGCAUGUCCCUCACCUCCCACUCCGACCACUCCCCCUCCCUCACGUGCUCCCGCCGCCGCACCCACGUGACCCGCUCCUCCUUUACUCCUCGAUCCACCUCUGCCUUCAAUCGCACACGCACUCGCACUAAUCGAAUGCCUCUUUCUCGUAAAAUAAUGGCCAUAGCUUUGCAACCUGCUCAAGAAGCUACUACAGUUUCGAAAAAACCUCCUACGAAGGAAAGGCGAGUAGUUGUGACAGGCAUGGGUGUGGUAACGUCACUUGGUCAUGAUGCAGAUGUCUUCUACAAAAAUUUACUUGAUGGUGUUAGUGGCAUAAGCGAGAUUAAUGCUUUUGAUUGUGCAGAAUUUCCAACGAGGAUUGCUGGCGAGAUCAAGUCUGUCUCAGCUGACGGUUGGGUAGCGCCAAAGCUCUCAAAGAGAUUGGAUAAAUUUAUGUUGUAUAUGUUAAUAGCUGGGAAAAAAGCGUUGGUUGAUGGUGGAAUCACUGAAGACAUAAUGAAUGAGUUAAAUAAACAAAAAUGUGGGGUUUUGAUUGGCUCAGCAAUGGGUGGGAUGAAGGUUUUCAGUGAUGCUAUUGAAGCUUUACGAAUAUCAUAUAAGAAGAUGAAUCCAUUUUGUGUACCAUUUGCAACGACAAAUAUGGGUUCUGCCAUUCUUGCUAUGGAUUUGGGUUGGAUGGGCCCUAAUUAUUCAAUCUCCACAGCUUGUGCUACAAGCAAUUUCUGUAUACUUAAUGCAGCAAACCAUAUAACUAGAGGUGAAGCUGACAUGAUGCUUUGUGGUGGUUCAGAUUCUGCUAUUAUACCAAUUGGCUUGGGAGGCUUUGUGGCAUGCAGGGCACUCUCUCAGAGAAAUAGCGAUCCUACUAAAGCUUCACGCCCUUGGGAUAGUAACCGCGAUGGAUUUGUUAUGGGUGAAGGGGCUGGAGUUUUGCUUUUAGAAGAGUUAGAGCAUGCUAAGCAAAGAGGAGCAGAAAUAUAUGCAGAGUUCCGUGGUGGAAGCUUCACUUGUGAUGCUUAUCAUAUGACGGAGCCUCACCCUGAUGGGGCUGGUGUGAUUCUUUGCAUUGAAAAGGCACUAACUCACUCGGGACUAUCAAAAGAGGAUGUGAACUACAUAAAUGCACAUGCCACGUCUACGCCGGCUGGAGAUCUCAAGGAGUACCAGGCUCUGAUGCAUUGCUUCGGUCGCAAUCCUGAGCUUAAAGUGAAUUCCACUAAAUCUAUGAUUGGCCAUCUUCUAGGGGCAGCUGGUGGAGUCGAAGCUGUUGCAACAGUGCAGGCAAUAAGGACAGGGUGGAUUCAUCCCAAUAUCAAUCUGGAAUGCCCAGACAAAGGAGUGGAUGCUAAUGUGCUUGUGGGCCCAAAGAAGGAGAGACUGGAAGUCAAGGCAGCACUGUCUAAUUCAUUUGGUUUUGGUGGCCACAAUUCCUCCAUCAUAUUCUCCCCUUUCAAAUAAAAAUGUUGCAGUCUAUGUGCUUCCUUUAUUAUAAAGUUGUUAACCCGGCAAAGUGUUGCAUACUAACACUACUCCCUUGGUUAAGUUAAACAUGUAUCUGGUGUGAUGAUCAUUAUGUUCAGAAAGAUUUAUGAGGUGACCCUUCUGAAACAAAGUCUCUGGAGAUUGUCCGUUGCUGCCGCCUGCCGGUGAAGUUAGAAUUGGGUCUAUCAGCGGCCAGAAAGCUCCUAUUUGACCAUGAAUGGCUAGAGUAGGAAUUUGAAUGUAACAGUUGGACAACAAAAAACUUGAUGGGGACAUGGACAUUGUUUUAUUCCCAUCUAUCUACCAGGAGAAGACCAUAGAUUGGACAUAAAUCAAUUGUAACUGUUUUUCUUAAGCUGGAUAAAUGUUAGGUUACAUUUUCCGCUAAAUCAGAUGUUAUAAAGUCCUGUCGUGUAAUGGGUGGCCAGCAUUGCGCUAGAACCCAGUUUUUUUAAGGUCAAAACCAGCAUUAGAACCAUAAAAAAGUAAUUUUAACACUACUGUUUAUUACAAUUUUCCGCCGACGUGUUUGUUGAUUGAAAUUUAAAAAAAUAAAAUACUGAGUUGGAGAUGAUUAUAUCAUC
Molecule: messenger RNA, 2415 nt
Organism: Arachis stenosperma
Lineage: Eukaryota; Viridiplantae; Streptophyta; Magnoliopsida; Fabales; Fabaceae
Product: 3-oxoacyl-[acyl-carrier-protein] synthase II, chloroplastic-like
Exons: 14
Coding region: 287-1807 (506 amino acids)
Biological process (GO): fatty acid biosynthetic process
Cellular component (GO): chloroplast stroma
Molecular function (GO): 3-oxoacyl-[acyl-carrier-protein] synthase activity
Source: RefSeq, a predicted model, not a curated record